AUGUCGAGGGCACCGAGUUCCUCUGAGAGCAUUGCAGAGAAGGCGGAUAAUGUCCAGAUAAUCGAUUCUUCACCAGGCCCGACGCCCAAGGAUGCAGAACCGGUGUAUCAUCCAUCUCUGACUCCGCUGCAGGAAGCGAAGCUAUGGCGCAAGGUUGACUGGCAUAUCUUACCCAUUCUUACCGUCAUGUAUCUUUGCUCUUUCCUGGAUAGAGGGAAUGCAAAACUGCAGGGAAUCACAACCCAGCUAGAUCUGACAGGGAAUAAAUAUAACAUUGCCCUGGUACGUGGUCGUCUAACGUAUUUGGUCCUCAAGAAAUUGCGGCCAUCCAGAUGGCUCCCAGGCAUUACGGUCGUUUGGGGUGUGAUCAUGACCCUGAUGGGACUCGUGAAGACCUAUCCCCAACUCGUUGGUGCACGCGUUUGCCUGGGAGUCGCGGAAGCUGGGCUGUUUCCCGGUGUCGUGUGGUACAUGUCAAUAUGGUAUCCGCGUCAUAUGCUACAAUUCCGAGUGGGGUUGUUCUACGGUGCCGCGACUGUCGCCGGUGCAUUCUCCGGCGUCCUCGCAUAUGGAAUUUCAUUCAUGUCUGGGACCCGAGGCCUGCUUGGAUGGUCCUGGAUCUUCAUCCUGGAGGGCAUUGCUACAGUCGUCGUUGGGGGUGUAGCAUUCCUUGCAGUCUUAGUAGACUUCCCGGACACGGCCGAGUUCCUGAAUGAGGAUGAGCGUGCAUACCUGAUAUGGCGCAAAAGUACGAGUACGUUGACAUGUCUGCCAGAAUAUGAUAAUUCGACGGUCGGGGAAGAAGAACACUUCGAAAUGAGACAUCUUACAGCGAUUGUCUUAGAUUGGCAGAUAUGGAUGCAAAUCCUCGUCUACAUGUCGAUUGUCGCCCCGCUCUACGGAAUUUCGCUGUUCCUACCAUUUGGUUAUGGUACCGCAAUCAGUCAACUUCUGACUGUGCCACCCUAUAUCUGUGCAACGAUCGUUCUCAUGAUAUUCGCUUUGUGGUCCGACCACUUGAAAAUGCGCUCGCCCUUCAUCUUAGCAGGACUAUUGAUGUGUCUUGUCGGCUUCUCCAUUAACAUUUCCGAUGCGCCCAUAGGAGCCAAGUACUUCGGAACCUUUCUCUGCGUGUCCGGAUCGUACGCUGCAUUUCCUGGAAUUGUUACCUGGCUCGGUAAUAACCUUGCAGGCCAAUACAAGCGGGGGGUAGGCAUGGCGUUCCACAUCGGUAUUGGGAACUUCUCCGGUGCGAUAGCAAGCAACAUAUACCUCUCACAUGAUGCACCCCGGUAUAUCAUGGGCCACGCACUGGAACUCAUGUUCAUUGGGAUCGGCUUGGUAUCCCUUCCAAUUACUGUCCUGGCGUACAGACGAAUCAACGCACGACGAGACGCCUUGCAAAGAGAGUUAGGAGAGAAGGGCGGCAUCUACAGUGCUGAUGAGCUGCGAAGGAUGGGAGACCGCGCUCCGGAUUUCCGCUACACAUUGUAG
Molecule: messenger RNA, 1494 nt
Organism: Rhodofomes roseus
Lineage: Eukaryota; Fungi; Basidiomycota; Agaricomycetes; Polyporales; Fomitopsidaceae
Product: major facilitator superfamily domain-containing protein
Exons: 18
Coding region: 1-1494 (497 amino acids)
Biological process (GO): transmembrane transport
Cellular component (GO): membrane
Molecular function (GO): transmembrane transporter activity
Source: RefSeq, a predicted model, not a curated record